UGGGAGCGAGGUUUAUAUAUCCACAUCCGAAGACCAACACAAGACCCCCCACUCCUCGAAUCGAUCCCGCAAUGUCUACCUACCUACCUACGCAACCUCUGCAUCCUCCGAUCGGGAUGGUGGUGCAGUUCCUUUGUCCAACCCGCACGAGAACUCCGCUUUCUGCAUGCAUCACAUUCAGCUCAGCCAUCCUCCAUGUCCUGCCCCAAAUAGCGGGGUUGCUUCCGAGGAAUCACACUCAUGUGUGUCAGGAUUUGUCCAGAUUCUCGUAACCCAGAGAUGUUCUUGCAUUGCCCUGCCAGGCGAGGAUGGUCCCAUUCUGCAGAGCAUUCCCGCAUUGGGGCGGUCAGUGAUGCUCCAUCACGAGAAUGAAAUUCGUUGCUGGGUGCGUGCAGGCGUCGCGAGCUGCAAGUUCGUCGGUCUUGGCAUGCUCUUUCGAUGUUGGGGAACGGGAGCAUUCGCCUUCCGAUCUCAUGCACUCUUAUAUUGUCUGAGGGGCUUCACGGACUGUGCUCCAUGUUGUCGACAGGCUUCCUCCAUUAUUCGUGUCGGAACUCUAUGUAUGCGUCGUCCGAGCACCCCCACCACCACCACCACCACCACCACCAACAUGCUGCAUACUCACUCGCCCAAACAAAGAGAGCAUACCGUGACACAUCUCGCCACAGCGCGGUGUCUGCAAUGAUGCUCCUACUCUGCAGCUGUCUCCAUCUGCAGACGCAAGAGCUCUGGAGAUCCCCCUCAAGACAAAAGGUAAAAAGCAAAAAGCACCAUCCCAGCUAGCUACAUCAACGGCCUGCACACACACAUACACACACACAGAGACACACAACCAUGUUGAACCAAGUCAGCCAGCCAGCC
Molecule: messenger RNA, 861 nt
Organism: Pseudovirgaria hyperparasitica
Lineage: Eukaryota; Fungi; Ascomycota; Dothideomycetes; Acrospermales; Acrospermaceae
Exons: 1
Coding region: 167-685 (172 amino acids)
Source: RefSeq, a predicted model, not a curated record